Molecule: messenger RNA, 405 nt
Organism: Caenorhabditis briggsae
Lineage: Eukaryota; Metazoa; Nematoda; Chromadorea; Rhabditida; Rhabditidae
Exons: 1
Coding region: 1-405 (134 amino acids)
Source: RefSeq, a predicted model, not a curated record
AUGAAUCCCAAAUUAAAUCAAGCUUUGAUUCCCCCUGUGGAAAAUGUCCGUGAUCUUGGGAUCUACUUUUCCAGUAACCUAAGUUUCCAUUAUCAUUAUUCGUUGAUUAUUCAGAAAUCACAUCAGAGGAUCAACAUGUUAUUUUCCAUUUUAAAAAACGCAUCGUGGAGUGUUUUUAUAAAAUGCUAUACAAUUUACAUACGACGUCACAAAUACCAUCUCAAAUCACUUAUCAAAAACUCAACAAAAAUAUCCUCUCAAUUUCUCUCUAAUAGAGUAAUCAGAUGUUGGAACUCUUUACCCGCCAAAGUGUUUCCGGUGAAGCCCUCGUCAGCGGCUUUCAAAAAUCGACUAUUAUUCUGUGAUCUAAAACAUUUUCUUGCCUUGAAUUCAACUAAUUACUAA